Messenger RNA from Didymodactylos carnosus, 267 nucleotides. NCBI's taxonomy places the organism in Eukaryota, Metazoa, Rotifera, Eurotatoria, Philodinida, Philodinidae. The record is from the annotation of a GenBank genome assembly.
AUGUAUGCACACACAGUUAUAUUUGUACAAGUUUAUUUUCGUUUCAUUCAAGGCCCUUAUUCAUUGAGCGUUCGUGAUUUAGAUGAUCAACGUGAUGCGCAUGUGAAACACUAUAACAUACGUUCAUUAGAUGCAAAACAGGGCUAUUAUAUAGCAGCAAGAAGAGUAUUUAAAACAUUAGAGGAAUUAGUCAAACAUUACAGUGGUAUAUUACGACAGUUUUUGUUUAUUUAUAUCGAUACUAAUUUACCAAUCGAAUUAACUUAA